Symbiodinium natans is the source of this 3657-nucleotide messenger RNA. The record is from the annotation of a GenBank genome assembly. Lineage: Eukaryota; Dinophyceae; Suessiales; Symbiodiniaceae.
AUGGAUCCGCCAAUUUCGCUGGAAGUGGAGGAUGCUGCUGCCAUGUCAGAUGCGAGUUCCAUGACUCUGUCGUGGCCUACCGGCUCUCCUCUUGUCCAGCCGCAAGACCCGGACCUGGACCUGACAGCUGAUGUCAUCCAGUUGGAACCGGAAUGCAGCGAGCAGGAUGGGGCGAUUUUGGAAAGCAUGGUUGAUGUCGAUGUCGAUGAAUGUACCGACUGCCCUGGCCAGACUGAGGAGCCUGGGGUAUGGACUCGUGGGAUGAAUUGUGGUGCUUAUGUAACAUCCACGCUGCCUUUAAACAUUCAGUGCAAAGUGGUCCUGGCAAAUGUACUUGCCAACGUAGAGACGCUUCCUGUGAACAUAUUGCGAGAGAUUCUUCCCUUCUUGCCGACGCGAAAGUCGCACAGCACUUCUUUGAAAACGAAGGUAGCAGCAGGGCUCACUGGCGUGAGCCAGUCUUCUUUUGACCGCAUCAAGAAGAUGGAGUUCCCGGCCCCUGUGAGCUGCAAGACAAAUGCUCCAGCUGCUGUUCCGAAUGAAGGUGAACGCAGCCAGUCCAGUCAGACGCAUGACAAGAAGGAGGACCAGCCAGACAAAGGCAUUGUGGACGUCACGCAAGACUUUGCCCUACGAAACCUGGUAGAUAUCGCCCUCAGCAACGCCUGCGAGGGCAGAACCUUUCAGGCCUUCGAACGCGUCGAUUUGGGCCAGCUGCCUAAGAGUCGCGCGAUGUGUGCCGAGAUAGAGUUUUUUGCCGCACGUGCUCUGCAGUGCAUGGACACUCUAGACCUGGAGACCCGGCUACCAGGCCUGGACAUUGCGUCAGACUUCGCUAUCAUGAUGGAUGGAAUGGCUUUGGGCCGAAACUCCUUUGCCAGACGAGAAUCCGUCUUGGUUGUCAGUUUGCAGCUGGUGAGCCCGCAUUCGGGCCAGCUGUUGACACCCAUGAUCGGUGCUAAAUCCUUGGGUUUGGGCGAUCACACAGGUUUGAACAUGAAGCAGCUGGCGCUUGAGGUGCUAGGAAAGCACCCGUCAGACCUGAGCAUGAAACGCCUUCGCCAAUCCGCUUCCAUCAUUGUGGGGGAUGGGGCAAUAGCGGCUGGUGGGCCCAGGCACAGGCAUAGCUCUUCCUCCUGCGCAGAGCUUCUGUGGCAAGACAUUUUCCCAGACUCUGCGUGUUGGGCUGCGCCCGUUAUGACAGAGUGGGGCCUGAUGCACCGAGAAAACUCUGCGUGCGACAGGGCCAUGCGGAAUGUGCCGGCCGCGGCCGAACUGUCUGACCUGGUGCAAGUCCUGGACAAGUUGUUCUGCAUGGGUGAUGGAAAAGCUUCUUGGGCUCUAUUGCGCGGCACUGCAGAUUUUCUGGGACUGGCAAAGCCAUCUCUGCGAACUCCCGGAGGCACCCGUUUCUUCAGUUAUUUUCACAUGGGCCUCAUGAAAAACUUUAAGUCAGUGGUGGCUGCAAUGCACGCCAAAUUAUCAUGGAAACACACUGGCCACGGCAAGACACCACUGCACAUGCUCUACAGUGUUGGACGACGGCUGACGAAUGUGGCUUUUGUCUGUUUCGCCCUUGCGUUUGAAGAGGUGGUGCCCAAGGUCAUGGUACCUUUUACUCUUAUGGCGCAGAAGGCUGUUGAGGUCCAGGACAUCGAGGGCUUAGCCAACAAGACUCUGAAGCAGCUCAAGGAGCACGCUCAGGCUUUGCGAGACACUGAGAAAAUGGUUCGGGUCGCAACGUUGAUCCGCCAACACGUUGGGCCUGGUGAUGUUGUCAGACUUCUGGCAGCUUUGCGGUACACAGCAGCUGCGCGCCUGGCGCCAGGCGUGCUUCGGGGCAUCAUGGAGAUGAUCUACAAAGUGCCUGCGAAGUUCCAGAGCUGCGUUCUGCAGACCACUGAAAGUCCUGAUGACUCGCGCCAGACCUUGGGGCCACACUGCCAGUGUGAACGCCGCAAUCAGUUUUUGCUCAGAGGAGGCAGCAGAGCUUCCUUGAAAGCCAAUAAGGCGCCCUUGACACUCCGGUCGCAUGCGACUGGACGGCGUGUGCAAGUGAAUGUGCCACUGUGGACUCUUGAUUCCAAGGAUGUCGCAGGCGAGUGUUCUGGACCUCGAGCGCAGAUCCACAGCAAGUCAGACAAGAUCAUGCUCCCAAAGCCCACGGCCAAGCCUGGGGACCCGCCCGCAGUCCCUUUUUUCAGGCAGCACUUGACAGAGUAUUCGCGUUGCAUGGUGCCAGAGGGCGUGUAUCAGGUGAGCAAUGACAUCAGUGCUGCUUUGUCCCAUGCAGUGCAAAUGUUGGAGGCUUUGCAUUUCGAAGUGUCAGAAAUGCAGGGCGACGUCGGCGUCAAUGAUGACAUGCAGCGAGUGCUGGGUCUCGGCUUGCGUGCUUUCGAUUGGCACAAGGUCCUUCUUGAUCGACCGACCCAACAGCAGUGCAACGACUUUCUGGCUUUUUGCAAAGAGAUGAAGCCCAUGCUGAAAGAGACCGCGUGGCCUGAGAAGGAAGAAUUUGACGUUGUCAGGCGCACAUGGGAUAUGCCAGACGCUGAGUUGAUCCAGCAAUACAAGCUUUUCGUGAGCAGACUUCGAGUGGCGUGGAGAGGCUUGCUUUCUGUCCCAGCAGACGUUAGAAAAGCUGCAAAAGAAUGGGCCCUGCCGGAACAGUACGUCGUGUUGCCAUUGAAAGUUCAUGCUGGAUUGAUGGCUUUACGAGGCUGUUUGAAGAACUGUGGCCACGCAGACCUCUGCAAGAUCAUUGCGCUGAUCUCUGCUUCUGUUGCGGGCAAGCCAGACACCUUUACCGUGGAAGCAGACUGCGCCUGGCCUGAGGGAGCCAUCAUCAGGCCUGGAGAAGUAGCUUCUGUGGCAGCCAAGAUGGUCAUGGUUGUGGAUGUCGAAUGUCAAAUAGAUUAUGCAGCAGUGGCCAGAGAUGUGAUGAUGAAGCGGUUCUUUGCACUUCCCACGCGCGAUAGCCGCCCCGCUUGGCACGCAGCGCGAGCUUUCCUUCGCUUUCGCAUGCUCCGGGCUCCGGAAGCUGCGGUGGAACGGAUCGGCUCGAUUCUCCAUCACCAAUUCAACACCAUGGCACAGUUGGCUCCAGCGCAGGCUGUGGACAGGGCGUUGCUGGCCCAAGGAUUGGUGACAUGUCUCGGCAACGAGAGGGAUGACCUGCUCAAAUCAGCCGUGAUGCAGAGCAUGUGCCAGAGUCGGAAGCAAGUGCUGCGCCGUAAGACUCCUGUGGUUCAGCAGGUGCUUGACAAGAGCGGGGCUUUGGAGAAGAGCGGCCGCUUCCACGAGUAUUUUCCUGGACAUUCCACAGCUGAUAUGGUUGCUCUCGUGGCCCCAGGCGGGAUGCAAGACCUUGAGAUGGGCGCUGGCAGGCUGCGCCAGAUACUGAGAGAGCAUCGUUUGGCGUCAAUUCCCACAGCAUUGCCAGACAACCUCCAAGCUGCACUUGCGAGGGUCACCAAGGGAGGGCCCAGGAUUGUGGAAGCUUUGCCCCAGUCGAAGGAGUUGGCCCACGACAGACGGAAGGGCAAUGUGGCACCGUCAAGCAUGAAGAGUCAUCUGCUGGAAUGGUUGAAGAGUGACGAGGGCCGUCGGUACCAAGAAGCUCACAUGAAGUUGUGGAAGUCCGGCCUCCAUGCCUGA